UCAUGAACAUGUUGAGCAGAAUGGACAGACACAUAUGCAUUUAUCUGCUGAUUAUAAGCUGCUUUACACUUGUCUGCAUUAAUGGAAGACAUCAAGAUGUGUCCUCGUCCUGUGAGGUUUCAGUGAAAGUACGGAGAAAUACGAUACUGAGAUCUGCCCCAAACCAGAGUCUGACCAUCAAGUGUCCAGUCAGUCACUGUGGAGAAUCGCUGAAUGUCACCUGGUGUAAACUCGACACAGACCAAUGUGAACGACUAAAUUAUUCAGAGAAUGUGAAAAUAAGGCAGGACAAACAAGGGGAUAAACUGAUCUCAUGUCUGACUUUUGAACGGAUUUCCAUUCAUGAUGACGGCCUGUACAGAUGUGGUUUAAAUGGAUACAAAAAUGAGCUCAUCAGCCACUUGAUCAGUGUCUCAGUUUCAGAUUCACACCAAAACUUACAGAAUGUUGCAGACGCUCUCUCAAGUCCAGCUGCUGAUGUGGAUGCAUCCUGGCAGCCCUACUUCUUCAUUGUUUUUGGCGUAGGACUUCUAGUUGCUGCAAUGACGGUGUUAACGCUCCUCAGAAUUCACGGCUGGAGACGGAUACUGACAGUGAACCAGACCAAAGCACAGGAAAAGCCCUCUCACAACAUCCCCAACCUUCCUAAGGCGAGAGCACCGUCUCUUCCUGUCCCACCAUCAAACUUGUACAGUCUGGAUGAAAACUGCUCUCGAACUGCAGUACGACCAACACCACAACCUCGUCUGAUGACCAGCAUCACCCAGUUUACUGUGGUUAACCCAGAAGAUCCAAGUCAAGGGUCUCACCGUGCGGUUUACGCUGUCAUCAGCCGGCAGGCUGUGAGAGAACAGCACACGCAAAUUACAGGAAAUGAAGAAAAUGCAUAUGCUGCCAUUAGAAUGUCCUGAUUUCAUCACGGACAGUAGAUAAACACAUGCAUGGAAAAAUAAAAAUAGUCUGUGGUGGUGUCAUGGAAAAAAUUCAGUUCACAGCCUGACUGAAGAAGAGGUAGACAGAGGAGGUUUGUGGUCAUGAAGCUGUGAAGUCAAUGCAGAUUACUUGUCAGCCAAAAGCAGUAUUAUGUUUAUUCUUUUUUCCUGUAUUCCUUUUUCUUGUGUCAGUUAUUCAGAGAGGUUUUUGACACCUAAC
Cheilinus undulatus (humphead wrasse) is the source of this 1152-nucleotide messenger RNA. RefSeq names its product B- and T-lymphocyte attenuator. Gene Ontology annotation, cellular component: plasma membrane. The record is from RefSeq and is a predicted model, not a curated record. Lineage: Eukaryota; Metazoa; Chordata; Actinopteri; Labriformes; Labridae. Gene Ontology annotation, biological process: immune response-regulating cell surface receptor signaling pathway. Gene Ontology annotation, molecular function: signaling receptor activity. The coding region runs from base 3 to 911 and encodes 302 amino acids. The transcript is spliced from 6 exons.